Malassezia restricta is the source of this 615-nucleotide messenger RNA. Its product is annotated as lactoylglutathione lyase. The record is from RefSeq and is a predicted model, not a curated record. Bases 1 to 615 code for a protein of 204 amino acids. The transcript has 2 exons. Lineage: Eukaryota; Fungi; Basidiomycota; Malasseziomycetes; Malasseziales; Malasseziaceae.
AUGUCGAAUCCUUGGCGCGAAACUCGGGGAUAUUCCUUCCAUUCCAUAUGUUUGCAUGUCAAAGACAUAAGUCUAAGCUCUAUGUUUUAUCAGGAUGUGUUUGGCAUGGAUGUGGUUCGCGAGGCCAAUCUGGGUCAAAUUAGCAAAGUCUGGCUCCAAUUUCCAACAGAUAAGACAGACAGAGGCUUUGGCGUUGCUACUUCUAUUAUAGAAUUGGCCCAACGCAACGGCACAGAAUACGACAAUACGUUUGAUGUACAAGCCAAUGCAGGUGGAUUCCAUCAUAUGACAUUCAGCGUGCCCGAUCUGCUGUCGGCACGAAGUCGCUUUGAAAAACUAGGUGUCACGAUCGAGGAUCUUCAGAUUCCUCAUACGCAACUUAUUGUACUUCGUGAUCCAGACAACUAUCCCAUCCAAAUUAUGAGCCAAGACUUUGAUUUACACGCCGAACUGCAUGAUGUGUGCCGUAACGUCGUUGUUGAGGGCACUGAGAAAUCACUAGAGGACAUUAUGCGUUCCCAGAAUCCAGAGACGCUGGCAGAGGCUGGUCUAACGACGGGUGGCAAUAACCUUUCUGUGCCGCAUGCCAAAGCGCCAUGCACUUCGCCGUGCUGA